AUGUCUGACAGUGUGGACGGAAGUGACGGCGUGGGGGUCAAGUAUCGAGUGUGUAUGGCGAAACACACUGCUACCCAGUACCAACUCAACCGUGGUUCCCGGGUACGCAGCGGUGCGUUCGGUUUCCGUCCGCCCCAGAACCAAGCUGCCAGACCGGGAAGUGCCUGGCGAAGAGGACAAGGCCCCCUGGACGGCAAUCUAUCUAUCGCUUGCCCCGGCUGGGAGUCCAUCACGGCUAGGUAG
Messenger RNA from Pyricularia oryzae 70-15, 243 nucleotides. RefSeq lists its product as uncharacterized. The coding region runs from base 1 to 243 and encodes 80 amino acids. The record is from RefSeq and is a predicted model, not a curated record. The transcript has 2 exons. Lineage: Eukaryota; Fungi; Ascomycota; Sordariomycetes; Magnaporthales; Pyriculariaceae.